Striga asiatica is the source of this 2347-nucleotide messenger RNA. The record is from the annotation of a GenBank genome assembly. Lineage: Eukaryota; Viridiplantae; Streptophyta; Magnoliopsida; Lamiales; Orobanchaceae.
AUGGAUCAUCGGGGGCAAAUCAAAAUACCUCCUAUUUUUCUACAAGGCGAAACCUUUGAGGUACUCCGGGUCACGCUUGGCCCUCUCCUGAAACUUCUUGAACCACCGGUCCAAGAUAUCUGUGGGCACCACCAGCUUCGACCCGUCCACCCCGCAGAACGACUGCAUGAAGUUGAACAGGUUCUCGCCGACCCUCAGCGCCAUCCGCUCGAUCCUCCUCUCCGCCGCCACGUCGAGCGACGGCAGCGACGCCAGGUCCUCCACCGACACGCCGAUCUUGGCGGAGAGGGGCGGCGCGUCGGCCGCCGUGAGCUGGGGGACGCCUCCGGCACCCGGAUCCGGCCAGGGGAGGGAGAGCACGGCGGAGGGACGGGAAACGGUGACGGCGCCGCAGAAGAGGAAGGCGCUGCCGGGGGACUGGAUGUAGACGGCGAGGGCCUUGUCCGGCGGGAGGCUGAAGCCGUUGAGGAGGAAUAUGCAGACCUCGCGGAUGGACUCGUACGACUCUCCGACGAAGUGGUUCAUGUCAAGGAGCCAGUGGGUGGCGUCGAUCUGGGCGAAGGUGGAGAUGUCCAGCGGGAAGCUGCGGUUGGGAAAGACCACGCCGAACAUUUUUUUUUUUUCCUUUCAAUACGAUUUGGGGUUUUAGGAGGGGUGGUGAUGGCGGGCAUGGAUGGUGAAUUGGGGACUCUGAGAAAGGCGAGCGUGCUCGAGUACGGGGAAAGGGAAGAGUCUAGAAAGUUUGUGAAGACUGCAGUUUCAUCAACAAACAGAGGAUCAUCAAUGAAAAACACUUUGUUUCAGCCCUCUUUCAGCAGCAAUUCUUUUUCUGGGGUUCUCCAUAAGUCAUGGACAAAAGAAAACACUAGGCCGGUCGAGUUCACACUCCACACUCACCAACGAGCAGCACAAAGGGCAAUAUUCAAUUCCUCGAUUGCCGUCAAGUUGUACAUAAUGGAGCAACACAAGAAACAGGUCGAGAAAGUGUUGAAGGUUAUAGAGGAAGAAGAGGUUCGAAUGAUUAGAAAGGAUAUGGUUCCUAGAGCUCAGUUGAUGCCACUUUUCGACCGGCCCUUUUUACCACAAAGAAAAACCCUCGUUAUUCACUCUCGUUUCUCAUACUGCCUCGCCGCCCAAAAUCUCAAAUCGUCCAAACUCCAAAUCCUAAAAUCGUACGGCGCCCGUCUGCCGCCCUCCGUCCUCCGCCCUCGCCGUCCGCUGCCGCCGGACACUAAUAUUCUGCGCUACUCUCAAUCGCCGGCAGCCCCAUUCUCAGUCGAUCGACGGAUAGCUUCCAGACGUAUCUCGGCGGCGCCCCACGUCGACGGAGAGCUUCUUUAUUUGAGAUUUCAGAGAUUAUUGAGGAAUAAGCGGAAUAUGCAGCUUCACCCCCGUCACUUCGGCCGUGAUCUGCGGGACAAGCUGGUGGCGAAACUCGUGAAAGAUGUUGAGGGAACUUGCAGUGGUCGUCAUGGGUUCAUUGUGGCCAUAACUGGUAUUGACAGUGUUGGGAAAGGGCUAAUUCGUGAUGGGACAGGAUUUGUUACCUUUCCAGUUAAGUAUCAGUGUGUCGUAUUUCGACCGUUUAAAGGGGAGAUUCUGGAAGCAGUUGUUACAAUGGUUAACAAGAUGGGAUUUUUUGCUGAAGCGGGACCUGUCCAAAUUUUCGUAUCUAAUCAUUUGAUACCUGAUGAUAUGGAGUUCCAAUCUGGAGAUAUGCCUAACUACACAACAUCAGAUGGAUCUGUCAAAAUUCAGAAAGAAAGUGAAGUUAGACUGAAAAUAAUUGGAACGCGAGUGGACGCAACUGAAAUUUUCUGCAUCGGUACCAUAAAAGAUGACUUUCUUGGCAUUGUUACUUCAAAAUCCAUUCCUCCGCAUCCCAUAAAUGAAGAUGUACUUGAAGCUAGGGCUGGUGCUCUUACGAAUUUCGAGGUGCUUGAUGUAUUGAGGUCAAGAGGGGCUGGUACAGAUUUAUCUCGUGUUAUUGCAUCUGUUGCACCAUCUGAAUACAAGGUUUUUGAUUAUUUGGAGCAGAGUGCCGCCUGCAACCAAACAAGGGAUAUCAUUAAUGGAUUUUUUGAUGAUUGCAAAAGGUUUGAUCUUGCCAAGGCCGAGAUUCUUAAUAUUGCCAACAUGAGGCCAGCAUCUCCGGUUGAAGUUUACCCGGUCAUAGAGGAUUGUGAGUCGCGGAUGGAAGACAAAAUAGAUGAGCUUGUAGAGACCAUCGCGCGGAUUUUGCCGCCUCAUCCUUCACAGAGAGAAGGGCCUGGCCUGGAAAGUGUGGAGAAUGAUGAAGAAACUGGAAGUUGAUAACCAAUCAAUUAUGUUUUUUUUUUUUUUUUUU